GUAACAAACUUGAUCCAGAAAAACAAAUCACAUCAGUCAUUUUGCCUCCGAGAACGGUAGCCAUACCAGAGUUACCAAAGAGAAUGGAUGAACCUUUCUCGGCCAUCAUAGACAAAGAUCAGGCGGCAGAAAUUUUGUCAUGGAUCGAUCCCGAAUCAUGUAUUCCGUGUGAAUUUCAAUUAAUACUAAGAGGAAGUCGUUAUGGAUUUAAUUUUCAAACUUUUCAGGGCAUGAUUCUAGGUCAUGAACGCACG
Molecule: messenger RNA, 254 nt
Organism: Acaulospora colombiana
Lineage: Eukaryota; Fungi; Glomeromycota; Glomeromycetes; Diversisporales; Acaulosporaceae
Source: the annotation of a GenBank genome assembly